This is a messenger RNA of Portunus trituberculatus (swimming crab), 657 nucleotides long. RefSeq names its product extensin-like. The record is from RefSeq and is a predicted model, not a curated record. Lineage: Eukaryota; Metazoa; Arthropoda; Malacostraca; Decapoda; Portunidae. Bases 1 to 657 code for a protein of 218 amino acids. The transcript is spliced from 4 exons.
AUGGUACGCGCCGAGCGAGCUGGCGGCCAACACUGCACUGUGCCAAGCCUCACCAGCGGCACCCACCAACCGUCCGCGCUGGACGGCGCGCAGCUCCACGACCCUCCAACACCCAGCAGCCCUCACGCCACCACACCCACGCCGCCAAAACCCAGGACAUCCCCUGGCCUGGCCCGGUGGGGGUCCACACCCCAAGGGCCCACGCUGGCGCCAGCCUCUGGCCCCCCUCCAUUCAUUCAGUGGGCUGCUGCCACCCACGCAUGGCCCCCCUCCACCCUCCACGCCCGCGCCCCGCCGGACCAGCGCCGCCCCGCCAGCCGCUCCUCACCUACUGAAUGGCGCUCUGAUUGGAUCAUCUCCACUCGCAGGAAGUGUCCUGCGAGGCGCUCCAGGGGCGUCAGGGACACACCCGAGGCCCGCCGCACCCCGCCCAGGCCCAGGCCCAGGCCGGCCACUCCUUCCCAUUCACCUCUCCAGCGCUCGGCCAGCCCGCCCCUCGCCCGUCACGCCUCGCCCGCCCCUCCCUCCCACACACCCGCACUCAAGGACACCAGCCGCCCGAGAUGGAAGCCAAAUAUAGCACUGUACGGCCCCGCGGCGCUGCUACUGACGGAGGGCCUCGCCAGGGAGAUGCACGGAAGAGAACAACUUGAGUAA